UUCCUAAUAAGUUCGGCAUUCAGCAUUGCGAAGAGUGCAGCAGAGAUUGAACUCUACGAUUACCAUCGAAGAGAUGUCGCCCCUUUUUGUUCGCUAAUUUCCGUCAUAACCUAUCUCAACACCUCAAUGAUGACGAAUGACAUUCCUUACGCUUCUUACAUUACCAAUUCAGCUGUCACGGUCGCCCUCACCGUGUCAGCAAUGGACUGAAGUUCUUCGUCCUCCUCUUCGACGUCACUCUUUGCGGCCCAAUCGACAAGCCAAACAAGUUCGUGCAUACUCCUGUCAUCGAACGCUCUCAUCACAGAGGCGUUGCGCUCUUCGGAAAACACUACCUCAAAACCGAAGUUCCCGACGGCCACACCGGCAUGCUCCACCAAACCGUCACCCUCUGCCCCAGUACCAUCUACACAAUCAAAGCCUACGCUCAACUUUCCCAUCCCCCCUCACAAGAAGCCUUCCGUCACAAGAAGCUGCAGUCUUGUUACAUUCAGCUUUGUGAGAACAACACGUGUAGCCACCAGGCACAUCUAAGCACGGGGCUGGAGGCAGUAUGCUGGAAGUUUAAGAGUGGGAAGGGGCAGAAGGUGGGGGAGAUCAGGGUUUUGGUGACGUGUCCG
This is a messenger RNA of Hyaloscypha bicolor E, 620 nucleotides long. RefSeq lists its product as uncharacterized. The record is from RefSeq and is a predicted model, not a curated record. The transcript has 2 exons. The coding region runs from base 137 to 502 and encodes 121 amino acids. NCBI's taxonomy places the organism in Eukaryota, Fungi, Ascomycota, Leotiomycetes, Helotiales, Hyaloscyphaceae.